Anas platyrhynchos (mallard) is the source of this 1510-nucleotide messenger RNA. RefSeq names its product Wnt family member 4 (gene WNT4). The record is from RefSeq and is a predicted model, not a curated record. Gene Ontology annotation, cellular component: extracellular region. Lineage: Eukaryota; Metazoa; Chordata; Aves; Anseriformes; Anatidae. Gene Ontology annotation, biological process: multicellular organism development; cell fate commitment; canonical Wnt signaling pathway. Gene Ontology annotation, molecular function: cytokine activity; frizzled binding.
GAUGGGCCGGCCGAGCUGACAGUCGGGCUCGGCGGCCGCCGCGGGCGCAUCUACCGGGCAGCGCCCGCCGCCAGCCGCCGCCGCUCCUGCCCGGCGCCCACCUGCGGCGGCGGCUGCCUGGGGGCCGUGGGCCGGGCGGGGGGGGCGGGCGCCACCGCCGUCGCCGCCACCGCCACCGCCACCGCCGUCGCCACCGUCGUCGCGCUCCGCUCCGCUCCGCUCCUUCCUUCCCUGCCUGCCUGCCUGCCCUCCAGGAUGAGCCCGGAGUAUUUCCUGCGCUCCUUGCUGCUCAUCAUCCUCGCAACCUUCUCGGCCAACGCCAGCAACUGGCUGUACCUGGCAAAGCUGUCUUCGGUGGGGAGCAUCUCUGAGGAGGAGACCUGUGAGAAGCUGAAGGGCCUGAUCCAGCGCCAGGUGCAGAUGUGCAAGAGGAACCUGGAGGUGAUGGACUCGGUGCGGCGCGGAGCCCAGCUGGCCAUUGAGGAGUGCCAGUACCAGUUCCGCAACCGCCGCUGGAACUGCUCCACGCUGGACACGCUGCCUGUCUUCGGCAAGGUGGUAACACAAGGGACGCGGGAGGCAGCAUUCGUCUAUGCCAUCUCUUCGGCAGGGGUGGCCUUUGCAGUGACCCGCGCCUGCAGCAGCGGUGAGCUGGACAAGUGUGGCUGCGACCGCACGGUGCAGGGGGGCAGCCCACAGGGCUUCCAGUGGUCUGGCUGCUCCGACAACAUCGCCUAUGGUGUGGCCUUCUCACAGUCCUUCGUCGACGUCCGUGAGAGGAGCAAAGGGGCCUCUUCCAACAGAGCACUAAUGAACCUCCACAACAACGAGGCAGGGAGGAAGGCGAUCCUCAACAACAUGCGGGUGGAGUGUAAGUGUCAUGGUGUGUCAGGCUCAUGCGAGUUCAAGACGUGCUGGAAAGCCAUGCCCCCCUUCCGCAAAGUGGGCAACGUGCUGAAGGAGAAAUUUGAUGGUGCCACAGAGGUCGAGCAGAGUGAGAUCGGCUCCACCAAAGUGCUGGUGCCAAAAAACUCCCAGUUCAAACCGCACACAGACGAGGACCUUGUCUACCUGGACUCCAGCCCUGACUUCUGUGACCACGACCUCAAGAAUGGGGUGCUGGGCACCAGUGGCCGGCAGUGCAACAAGACCUCCAAGGCCAUCGAUGGCUGUGAGCUCAUGUGCUGUGGUCGGGGCUUUCAUACGGACGAAGUGGAGGUUGUGGAAAGGUGCAGCUGCAAAUUCCACUGGUGCUGCUCCGUCAAGUGCAAACCCUGCCAUCGGGUGGUGGAAAUCCAUACGUGCCGGUGAUGCACAGAGGGGAGCUCCAGUCCAUUCCCCUCUCUAAGUGACCCUGCUUCUCUCUUGCCCCAGGGCCAGGACUGAGGAAGUGGCCCAGACACUGCAAGGAGAUUGCAGCUCUUUACAGAGACAGAGCCCCAGAGGAAAACAGAUUUUAAAGAAAAAAAAAUAUUUAAAGUUAAAAAAAAAAAAAAAAGCAAUUGUUGUA